GCAGCGCCUGUUUUGGCCGUUGGCGCCGGCAUUGGUGUAGCUGGGGCCGCCAUGCAGCAGCGAGGCCAGGCGCGGCAGCAGCAGCCUCCGAUGCCUGCUUACAACCAGAACUACAGCCAGGCGCAACCGCAGGCCACAACGCCCUUUACCGCUGCCGCCGCAGUCAGCAAUGCGGCACCGCCACUUCAG
Symbiodinium sp. CCMP2456 is the source of this 189-nucleotide messenger RNA. The record is from the annotation of a GenBank genome assembly. NCBI's taxonomy places the organism in Eukaryota, Dinophyceae, Suessiales, Symbiodiniaceae.